AUGGCUCCCCAAUUGUUAUGGAUAGGCCUCGGCAACAUGGGUAGGGGAAUGUGCAGGAAUAUUGUCGAGAAAGCUGCACUCGAUGGUCUUCCACUUCUUUUACACAACCGCACGCCGCAGCGCGCCAUUGACCUCAAGGCUAGUCUUCCGGAUGGAAAGGCAGAGGUUGUCACAGACCUUGCACAAGGAGUUGCUAAAGCCGAUGUGAUUUUCACCUGCGUCGCCAAUGACGCUGUUGUUCAAGAAACGCUGGACGCGGCUGUUGCCUCCGGCAACAUCAAGGGCAAGCUGUUCAUCGACUGCUCGACCAUCCAUCCCGACACAACAGAGAGUGUGAGCAAAAAGAUUAUUGAGCAGGGAGCCGAGUUCGUAGCUGCACCUAUUUUCGGGCCGCCCGCCGCUGCAGAUGCCGGGACUCUGGUCGCCGUGCUCGCGGGCCCUCGGCCUUCGGUUGAACGAGCGCGCCCUUAUUUCAAGGGCGUGACUUCGCGUGCAGAAAUCAACAUGGCAGACCGCCCGCCUCAGACAGCACUGACGCUCAAGGUCAUUGGCAACACCUUCAUCGUCAAUAUGAUCGAGCAGCUAGCCGAAGGCCAUGUGCUGGCGGAAAAGUCAGGACUGGGCACAGACUAUCUACAUCAAUUCGUGGAGCACGUCUUCCCCGGCGCGUACACCGCCUACUCGCAGCGAAUGCUGACGGGCGACUAUCACAAGCGAGAGGAGCCGUUGUUUGCUGUGGAUUUGGCCAGGAAAGAUGCGGGCCAUGCUCUGGCAAUUGCAAAGAAGGCUGGGACCAGGCUGCCCAACGUCGAAGCUGCAGAUGCUCACUUGGCCCAAGUCAAGGAACAUUCUGGGGCCAAGGGGGACAUUGCUGGUAUUUAUGGCGCUGUGCGCAAGGAAGCUGGGCUCAAGUUUGAGAACACCGCUUGA
This is a messenger RNA of Pyricularia pennisetigena, 930 nucleotides long. RefSeq lists its product as uncharacterized. Gene Ontology annotation, molecular function: NAD binding; oxidoreductase activity, acting on the CH-OH group of donors, NAD or NADP as acceptor; NADP binding. Bases 1 to 930 code for a protein of 309 amino acids. Lineage: Eukaryota; Fungi; Ascomycota; Sordariomycetes; Magnaporthales; Pyriculariaceae. The transcript has 2 exons. The record is from RefSeq and is a predicted model, not a curated record.